AUGGCUAGCCCCACAGUUCUCACCUUUGACGCUGAGGGACGUGCAGUUGACUUUGACGUGUGGGUUGACGACCUGCAGCUUUUUCUUCAGUGUGACUCUAGGGAUGGAGUAUCCCUAUUCGAUCAGGGGUCCGGUGCCUCUACUGCUCCUACUGCCACUGCUGACAGUACUGUUCGCUCGCAGUGGACCACUCGUGAUGCUGUUGCUCGUCUUGCUGUUCGUAGUCACCUGCCGCCAGCUGAGCGUGCGCAUUUUGGCCAGUACAAGACUGCUCAGUCUUUGUACGACGCUGUAGUUGCGCGCUACUCCUCCCCUGCCACUGCUGCCCUCAGCCGCCUCAUGCUGCCGUACCUUUUCCCUGACCUUGCUGCCUUUGCCACAGUCGCUGACCUAGUUGCUCACCUUCGCACUAGUGACGCCCGCUACCGCGCUGCCCUUCCCACUGAGUUCUGUGCCAAGAACCCCCCCCCCAUGUACAUCACCCUUUACUACCUAGUCACCCGCCUCCCUGACUCCCUCUCUUCAGUCAGGGACCACUUUCUCUCCCUUUGCCCCACCGAGCUGACUGUCGACCUGCUAGAGGAGCGCCUUACUGCAGCUGAGAAGAGUAUCUUAGCUGUAGGUGCUUCUCGCAGCGACCGUCGCACCCCUUUCUUUGAGGGGUGUUCCCCUGUCCCCCUUCUCCCCUCUGUUGCUUCUGCUGCUGCUGUCGACCUCGUUGGCACUGCGGAGGUCGGAGCUGCAUCUGCCCCUACUGGGAGACGCCGCACCAGCAGGGGCAAGGGGAGCAAGGGUGGUGGCGGGGGCGGCGGGGGAAACAGUGGAGGAGGUGGAGGAGGCGGAGGUAGUGGCGUCGGUGGAGGUGGUGGCGGUAGUGGCGGAGGUGGUGGAGGCAGCGGCGGCGGUGGUGGAGGCAGCGGAGGCGGUGGUGGAGGUGGAGGUGGCGGUGGUGCUGGUCGAGGUGCAGCCGCGCAGCGUGGAGGCUUUGGUGGCAGCCAGCGCCAGCAGCAGCUGCGCUCCCGUGAGACCCCGUCGGUCCAGCAGCUUCGUGAGUGGUACGCUGGGCGUGGGAGGUCUGGGGCUGCAGGUCCCUGCACUUACGUUUUUCGCUCCGGCAGUCGUAGUGGGGAGGUGUGUGGGCUCCCACACACUACGCAGCGCUGCUUCGGUCGCUUGACUGACGCUUGGCGUGCCCAGUUUCCUGACGCCGUUGAGCUCCCUCGCUGGCAUGAUCUGCUUCUGCAGAAUGUGCCUAUCUUUGAUCUUGAUUUUGAUGCUAUCCUUGCUGCCAUGUAUGCUCUUGCUGAUAGUGCUGAGGGUGACUAUUACCUGAGUGUCCCGCCCGACCCGGGCAUUGCGGCUGCUGCUCUAGGUGCUAGUGCGUCUGCUGCUCCAGGUGCUGGUGCGUCAGCUGCUCCAGGUGCUGGUGCGUUUGCUCUCUCUGGUACUGCACCUACUGAGUCCUUGCACACUUUUACACUUGACUCUGGUGCUUCGCGCUCUUUCUUUAGAGACAGCACCACGCUCACGCCGCUCAGUUGGCCUGUUGCGGUCUCCCUUGCUGACCCCUCCGGGGGCCCAGUCCUUGCACACUCCUCCACGGUUCUACGGUGUCCUGCGGCCCCGUCGGGCUUGCUGUCAGGACUCCACCUCCCCUCGUUCUCUACGAACUUGGUGAGUGGAGCUGACCUCCAGGACGUGUGGGUUGACCAGUUCACUCCUGGAGGUCUAGUCCUGCGUCUGCCCCCUGCUCGUGUCGUCCUCUGUCGCACGAGACUCUCCUUUGGCACCACCGCCUUGGUCACCCCUCCCUGCCUCGUCUUCGAGGGCAGGCAGCGCGCCGCCCCUCACUCCUCCUCGUUCCCUCCGACUGAGGCUCCUCUGCAGACUCUUCACAUGGACGUGUGGGGCCCAGCCCGCGUCCGUGGACAGGGUCACGAGCGUUACUUCCUGCUGGUCGUUGACGACUACUCGCGUUACACCACAGUCUUCCCCUUGCGCAGCAAGGGUGAGGUCCCUGAGGCGUUCAUGCUUUCGGCCUCCCCGCAGCAAAAUGGGAUUGCUGAGCACCGCAUUGGCAUGGUCAUGGACGUCGCUCGUACGUCCAUGAUCCAUGCGGCUGCUCCCCAUUUUCUGUGGCCGUUCGCGGUUCAGUACGCUGCACAUCAGAUCAACCUUCAGCCUCGUGUCUCCUUGCCGGAGACUACACCUACUCUGCGGUGGACGGGGAAGGUUGGCGAUGCGUCCGCGUUCCGUGUCUGGGGAUCUCGAGCUUUUGUCCGCGAUACUACAGCGGACAAGCUGUCCUCCCGUGCCGUUCCCUGUGUCUUCCUUGGCUUCCCGCCUGACGCACCCGGGUGGCAGUUCUACCACCCCACCUCGCGUCGUGUUCUGUCCUCUCAGGACGUCACGUUUGACGAGUCGGUGUCGUACUACCGUGUAUCCCAGGUCGACCCUGCCGAGCCGAUCGAGGUAGCUGUCGACUCAGGUGCUGCUAGGGGUGCUGAGCCUGCGGGUGCAGGGACUGGGGGUGCUGAGACUGGGGGUGCUGAGUCUGGGGGUUCUGAGUCUGGGCGUGCUGAGCCUGGGGGUGUGGAGCCUGAGGUUGCUGCUGGUACUGGAGGUGCUGCUGGUGCUGGAGGUGCUGGUGCUACUGGAGCUACUGGAGGUGCUGCUGCUGCUGGAGCUGCUGGAGGUGCUGCUGGUGCUGGAGGUGCUGCUGGAGCUACUGGAGGUGCUGCUGGUGCUGGAGGUGCUGGUGCUACUGGAGCUACUGGAGGUGCUGCUGCUGCUGGAGCUGCUGGAGGUGCUGCUGGUGCUGGAGGUGCUGCUGGAGCUACUGGAGGUGCUGGCGCUGCUGGAGGUGCUUCUGGUGCUGGAGCUGCUGGAGGUGCUGCUGGUGCUGGAGCUGCUGGAGCUGGUGGAGCUGCUGGAGGUGCUGCUGGGACUGGAGACCCUGGGGCUGAGGCGUGUCCCUCUGCCGUCUCCUCCUGCGUCCUCUCUUCCUGA
Messenger RNA from Closterium sp. Naga37s-1, 3009 nucleotides. Lineage: Eukaryota; Viridiplantae; Streptophyta; Zygnematophyceae; Desmidiales; Closteriaceae. The record is from the annotation of a GenBank genome assembly.